Molecule: messenger RNA, 2526 nt
Organism: Rasamsonia emersonii CBS 393.64
Lineage: Eukaryota; Fungi; Ascomycota; Eurotiomycetes; Eurotiales; Trichocomaceae
Exons: 6
Coding region: 1-2526 (841 amino acids)
Biological process (GO): transmembrane transport
Molecular function (GO): transmembrane transporter activity
Source: RefSeq, a predicted model, not a curated record
AUGUCAUCCGCAGAACCUGUCUCGAACGACGACUCUGGUCCGCCCAGGGAUUCUUCCCUGUCGGGGCAUACCGUCCUUGAAAACGAUACCGUCGACACGCCAAAAGCUAUCAGCCAUCCUCCAAGUAACAAAGAUGAAAAGGUCACCGACGUUUCGGCAGAAAGCAACAAUGGCGAUAGUCCCAAGGAGACAGAAGAAGACGAAGGAGAAGAAGUGUAUCCGGGCCUUUUCUCCCUUGCCUUCAUCAUCGUGGCCCUCAUCCUCUCCAUUUUCUUGGUCUCCUUGGACAUGACCAUCGUCGCAACGGCCAUUCCCCAGAUCACGGACGAGUUCAAGUCGUUGGAUCAGGUUGGCUGGUACGGGUCGGCGUUCUUCCUGACCGUGGCAUCCUUCCAGUCUACCUGGGGCAAGGGCUAUAAAUAUUUCCCGCUGAAGAUCACCUUCCUGCUUGCCAUCUUUGUCUUCGAGCUGGGGUCUUUGAUCUGUGGCGUGGCGCAGAACAGCACGACUUUGAUCGUUGGCAGAGCGAUUGCAGGUGCGGGUGCUGCUGGAAUCGCUAGCGGCGUGUACAUUAUCAUUGCCUUCUCAGCACCGCCUCGACAGCGUCCUGCGUACACCGGUCUUCUGGGUGCAACCUAUGCCUGUGCCAGCGUUGUCGGUCCUUUGCUUGGUGGAGCAUUCACCAGCCAUGUCUCUUGGCGUUGGUGUUUUUAUAUCAACCUUCCAAUCGGAGGCCUAAGUGCCGCAAUCAUCUUCUUUUUCUUCACCGCCCCUCCCGCUUCAAAACCAGUCUCUGCCAGUUUAAAAGAGAAAAUCUGGCAGAUGGACCUUCUCGGGACGUUCACCAUCAUGGCUGCGGUGGUCUGCUACCUGCUCGCGCUGCAGUGGGGUGGAGUCACCAAAUCAUGGAGGAACUCAGACGUGAUCGGGACUCUCAUCGGAUUCGGCCUCUUGCUCAUUCUGUUCGUUAUCAUCGAGUGGUAUAUGGGCGAGCGAGCACUGAUUCCGGGCCGGAUCCUCAAGGACCGUAACGUCCUCGUGUCGAGUCUCUAUGUCCUCUUCGUGGUCGGGCCCAUGUUCGUCCUGAUCUACUACCUGCCCAUCUACUUCCAGUCGAUCAAGGGCGUUUCGGCAGCCGAGUCGGGCGUUCGCAACAUCCCGAUAAUCCUGUCCGUCAGCUUCCUGACCAUUAUUUCUGGCGGACUGAUCACGGCAUUCGGCCAAUUCGGCUAUCUGAUGAUCCUAGCCGCCGUGAUCGAGACGAUUGGAUCAGGUCUGAUCUAUACGUUUGAGAUCGACACCCCUGCGGGCAAGUGGAUUGGAUACCAGAUCGUGGCUGGCGUUGGGAUUGGUCUGGGAUGCCAGAUCCCCAUCAUCGUGAACCAGGCCAUCGUGCCGCCGUCAGAUCUUGCCAGCGUGUCGGCCAUCACGCUCUUCCUUCAGACCAUCGGCGGUGCGUUCUGGGUGUCGGCUGGCCAAGCUGCGUUCGCGAACAAGCUGGCUCAGAAAGUCCCUCAAACGGCACCCGGGGUCAAUCCGAGCUUGGUCAUCGCAACCGGCGCGACGGAUCUGCGCAAUGUUUUCACGGAUGAGCAGCUGUCCGGUGUGAUGGAGGCUUACAUGGACGGUCUCAAGGUGACAUUCCUCUUGUCCAUCGUUCUGGGAGGCAUCACAGUGAUCAUCUCACUGUUUCCAAAAUGGGUCAGCUUGAAGGGAAAGCGGGUCACGGGUUACACACCUAAUCCCAAUAAGGCUGGUACCCACAUAGAACCAAUUGUACUCCUACAUUUUUACUCCGGAUGUCUAGACAUACACACAUAUGUAUUAUCCAUUCUUUGUGCUGAUUGGAUCGAAAAAGCACGUACCUACCUACCUACGUAUCUACCCACUUACCUACAGGACAUACGUCUUGAACGAGAAGGGGAAAAAAAAAGCAAUGCCAGUCACAGAAAUCGCUCUCCUUCGCCUCCAAUCCUGCAAGCCUUUGUUGUCCUCGUCGUCAAACUCCCCAUCCCUCGCAGCCAAUCUCAGAAAAGCAAAGGACGCGCAGGAGGCAUACUCCCACCAUCCGGUGCAUUUCUUCGCCCAGGUGGAGGACCCCUCGACAUGAUGGAGCUGCUCAGUGAUGAUGACAUUGAGGUGUGCUGGAUGUUCCAUGUCGAUAUCGACCCGCGACAGUCACAGGCAAAACUCCAGUUUGAUGCGCCCACGGUCGUCAUCGGGCGGUAUUUUGUCAAGGACGGGAAAGGGGGUGAAUUCCAGGAGGCCUAUGAUGCGACAAGUCGGCAUCUGGCCGCUGGCUUUUCGAGUACGCGUCCGUUUCGGGGAGGUUGGAGGAUUGACGAGGAAAGCAUUGGAGGUCUAGCAAGCGAUGAUGAGAAAGAAGAGUUCGUGCUGUUCUCGGGCUGGGACGAUGUGACGCAUCACAUGCGCUUUGCGGAGUCAGAAGGCUUCAAUGAGUUUGAUAAGCUGAGAGAUCUGAUUGAUGGUGCUGUGGUCAAACAUGCUGUCAAGCUGAUGUUGUAA